Messenger RNA from Spathaspora passalidarum NRRL Y-27907, 1681 nucleotides. It is a transcript of the gene BCY1, whose product is annotated as cAMP-dependent protein kinase regulatory subunit. The record is from RefSeq and is a predicted model, not a curated record. Gene Ontology annotation, biological process: regulation of protein phosphorylation. Gene Ontology annotation, molecular function: cAMP-dependent protein kinase regulator activity. Gene Ontology annotation, cellular component: cAMP-dependent protein kinase complex; nucleus. The coding region runs from base 95 to 1489 and encodes 464 amino acids. NCBI's taxonomy places the organism in Eukaryota, Fungi, Ascomycota, Pichiomycetes, Serinales, Debaryomycetaceae. The transcript has a single exon.
ACACAAGUUGUUGCCGUUUCACCUUUCACUUUUAUUUAUAAACAUACCUUCCAAUAAUAAAUCCAUCAAAUAAAUCCAUAUAUAACAUACGUCCAUGUCGCAUCAACAACAGCAGCAAUUCAUAACAGAGGAAUUGUCUCAAUUGCAAAGGGAAAUUCUUACCAAGAACCCCACUGAUAUUUUACAGUUCUGUGCCAACUAUUUCAACUCCAAAUUGCAAGCACAAAGAACUCACUUGUGGGAACAACAAGCCAAGGCAAAUGCAGCUGGUAUUGACUUAUUUCCUCCUGUUACUAAUAUCAGUCUUAAUGCUUCCGGGAUAGGAUUUCUACAAGAUAGACAACCAAGUUUCAAGUCGCCAUUCGGAUUGAACGAUCCUCAUCUGAACCAUGAUGAUGACCCACAUGCCCCAGCUUCCAAUUUCAACCCUCAACAAUCAACUCAAGCCCCUCAAUCUGCCAAUUCUGAACCAGCAGGUUCUCUUUUCAAGAGUAACUUUGAUGGAACCGCUUCUUCUUCUUCUAAGAUUCAAAAGGAAGUUGAUCCUUCAUCUCCAAACGGUGAAUCCUCGUCUCAUCCAUCGGCUCUUCCAUUUAAACCAGCAGGUAAAAUACCCAUUGCAUUCAAUGCCAAUAGAAGAACUUCCGUGUCUGCAGAAGCAUUAAACCCUGCCAAAUUGAAAUCCGAAAGUUGGAAACCUCCAGUUAAUAAUUUAUCUGCUGAAGAAGAAGCAACUUUGGCACAAAACUUAAAGAACAAUUUCCUUUUUAAGCAGUUGGAUGCUCAAUCUAAGAGAACUGUUCUUGCUGCUUUGUCAUCUAGACAUUUCCCAAAAGACACUGUUAUUAUUAAACAAGGGGAUGAAGGUGAUUAUUUCUAUAUCAUUGAAAAGGGAACUGUUGACUUUUAUGUUAACGAUGCUAAAGUCAACUCCAGUGGUGAAGGUUCUUCCUUUGGGGAAUUGGCAUUGAUGUAUAAUGCCCCAAGAGCAGCUACCGCUAUUGCUGCCACUGAUGUUACAUGUUGGGCAUUGGAUCGUUUAACUUUCCGUCGUAUCUUAUUAGAAGGUACUUUCAACAGAAGAUUGAUGUACGAAGAUUUCUUGAAGGGUGUUAAAGUCUUGGAAUCACUUUCUGAUCAUGAACGUUCCAAAUUAGCAGAUGCUUUAUGGACAGAAAUGUACCAUGCUGGCGAUAAAAUUGUUACUGAAGGUGAUCAAGGGGAAAACUUUUACUUGAUUGAAAGUGGUAAUUGUGAUGUUUACAGUCAGCUGGGAGGACAUCUUGCAAGAUUAACCAAAGGUGAUUACUUUGGUGAAGUUGCUUUAUUGAAUGAUUUACCAAGACAGGCUACAGUCCAAGCAUUAGACAAUGUUAUUGUGGCAACCUUAGGAAAGUCGGGGUUCCAAAGAUUGUUAGGACCUGCUGUAGACGUAUUGAAAGCUCAAGAUCCUACCAAGAGUCAUGAUGCAGCUACUACUGUUAAUUAGAGGUUUUUCGCAUUACUUGCCCACUUUCUUUGGAGUUUUUAUCCUUUUUUUUUUAUGAUUAGUUGUUUGCAAUAGCUAACAAUUCUGCUUAUAACAUUGAAGCAAUUGAAUUUUGUUGGGAUUUCUUGCCUUUAUAAAUUUUUUUUUAUAUUAAAUUCUCUUAAAUAAUUAUAACGUAUCAUGAAAGUUUAC